AUGGAUGGUGGUCCCCUGGAGAACAAAACGUCGGUCUUUGCGCACAUAGAACAAGGCCUGCAAAACAAUCCCCAUGGAGCCGCUGUUGUAUGCAUGCACCAGUCUGCAGAUCACCUGGGCCAUCUUGUCCCCGCAGACGAAGAGGCAGAGGUUGGACCGCAUCGAGCGGACUGUCUGUCAUGGACGUAUACACAGUUACAUGGCGCCGCUCACAAGCUGGUCGCUGGUAUGACGGCAAACAACGUGGAGGCCGAGUCCACUAUGCUGGUUCUAAUCCCCAAUGGCGUGGAGUAUGCCCUGCUUCUCUGGGCCUGUGAACUUCUGCGCCUAACAUUCGUCUCGGUGGACCCCGCACUGCUCCAGGAAUCCAGCCGGGAGUACCUGAAGGCAACCCUGGGUGCCGUCGCACCAUCCCUGGUUGUUGUACAUGAUCCGUUAGGGAGCAAUGCCGUGGACGCUGCCCUGGGACAACUGCCCCGUCUUGCAAAGCCGCUCCUCCGCAUUGCUCUCGAUAGCUCCCUGCCGGGCUGGAUCAGUCUGGUCGAUCUAGCUCUCAACGCUUCAACAAGAACACCGUCCUUACCGGAGCAGCGUCUGCUGGAAGAAGCGGCGCGGAACGACAAUCCGGAUCGCAUCCACUCAAUCAUGUUCACGUCCGGCACGUCCGGUCGCCCCAAGGGUUGCCCUCAGCCAGUCCGAGGCAUGACACACGUCCUACACUCGCAGGCGUGGCUGAUCAAUCAGGAGAAUUGCUCCAUACGUGCUCUACAGCAGGCGCACAACUCUCGAGGAAUUGCACCGGCGCAGACGCUACAGACCUGGCGCGAAGGCGGCGCCGUCGUCCUGUCCAGCGACGGAGGAUUUUCCGUGGACGACAUGGCGACAGCCAUCUCACACUACCGGGUCACGUUCAUUGUCCUGACGCCGGCCAUGGUGCAUGGCAUGGCACAUCGGCUGUCCGUCUCUCCCUUCCCCGUUGACUGCGUCCAGACUGUCCAGAUAGGAGGCGAUGCAGUGACGAAGGAUAGUCUGAGUAGGUGCGCUGCCCUCUUUCCGAUGGCUCGGAUAUGUGUCAACCACGGCAUGACAGAAGGCGGGGGUGCCUUCACCUGGCAGCCCUUUCUGAAUACCCCUCUGGAACAGAUCCCCUUCUUUGGUGAAACCUGUCCGGUCGGAAUAGUAGCCCCGGGGGCGAUUGUACGGAUCUGGGACGCGGACAGAAGACAGGCGGUGCUCCGAGGCCAGUCUGGAGAGCUGCAUGUUUGCUGCGGGAGUGUUAUACCGGGCUAUCUCCACGGAGUAUCCGCAUCUUCCUUUUAUGAGGACACGAAAGGGAGGUGGUUCAAUACCGGAGAUAUCGCCAUGAUGAACGCGGAUGGACUGGUAUUUAUCUUAGGCCGACGCAAGGAUAUGAUCACCUGUAAUGGGGUGGCUAUCAUGCCCGCAGCUCUGGAGAGCUGCGUGGAAAAAUUGACAGGACAGCAGGCGUCCGUAGUCUCUGCACCACAUCCGACGAUGGGACAGGAACCUGUCGUUGUGGUUCGGGACUUCGACGGUGUUCUGGAUAGGGAAGAUAUCCAGCGUCAUGUAGAGCAGAGGUUUGGACGCGACUAUGCUCGGGGGACAAUUUUAUCGUUGCAGGAGAUUGGGCUGGACCAGUUUCCAGUGAACGCAACGCAUAAGCUUGUUAAGCACGAGCUCGAGGCAGCAGUGCGAGCUCAUCUGCGUGUCUAA
Molecule: messenger RNA, 1734 nt
Organism: Aspergillus tanneri
Lineage: Eukaryota; Fungi; Ascomycota; Eurotiomycetes; Eurotiales; Aspergillaceae
Exons: 2
Coding region: 1-1734 (577 amino acids)
Molecular function (GO): CoA-ligase activity
Source: RefSeq, a predicted model, not a curated record